AUGGACGCGGGCAAGCUGGAGCAGCACGUGGCCAGUGUGCACAGAGGAAUAGUCUUCCUCAAACAGGAGCACGUGACACUGUUGGCUGGUCUGCACGUGGAGAUCACACACCUGAAGAGGCGCUGCCACGAGCUAAGUCGAGAGCUGGACUCCAGGUUCCCUGACAGAAUCACCACAGAGGAGGAGGCCGAGCUAGCAGCGCGCUGCCAGGCGGCACAGCAUCUCCUGGAGGAGCAGCAAUGCAUAAUGGUGGCCGCUCGCGGGGAACUGCACCUUGGACAAGCGCGGGCACUUGAGCUGGGGCGGAGCCUGCGUGAGGAGGAGCGACACUUCUUGGAAGAGCUGAAGCGUCGCAGCCACAAGAUCACGGUGCUGAGUCGAGAGCUGCAGCGCCAGAACGCUGCCACGUCCACCCUGUACCAUCAGCUGCACGCCGCACGCGCCAAACUCGUACAGCAGCAAAGCAGCACAGGGGUUGCCCCUCAGGAGGAGGAAAGAGGAGAGGAAGGGGAUGAGGUGGAGGCUGCAGACUGGCUUCUGACUCCGCCCCCUCCCGCCUCUCCCAGCCACCCUUCAGCCAGGCACAGUAUAAGGGAGGAGCGGGUCCGAGCAUGUGUCCCCCAGGAGAGAGUGACAUCACCUCAGAGGCCACACUCCAUGCCUGACCCUGCCCUCUUUCUAGUGCCCCUCAGAUACCGCCUCCUCCGCUGGAACCGGCCAAUCAGACUGCAGGAGGGGGAGGAUGACUGGGAGGACAUGGACGAGGAUGGGUUGCACGGGAGGGUGGACAUGGGUACUGCAGAGGGAGAGACGGCACUGUGA
This is a messenger RNA of Doryrhamphus excisus (bluestripe pipefish), 822 nucleotides long. RefSeq names its product coiled-coil domain-containing 92B-like. Lineage: Eukaryota; Metazoa; Chordata; Actinopteri; Syngnathiformes; Syngnathidae. The record is from RefSeq and is a predicted model, not a curated record.